Megachile rotundata (alfalfa leafcutting bee) is the source of this 4213-nucleotide messenger RNA. RefSeq names its product NF-kappa-B inhibitor cactus (gene cact). The record is from RefSeq and is a predicted model, not a curated record. Gene Ontology annotation, molecular function: NF-kappaB binding. NCBI's taxonomy places the organism in Eukaryota, Metazoa, Arthropoda, Insecta, Hymenoptera, Megachilidae. Gene Ontology annotation, cellular component: cytosol. Gene Ontology annotation, biological process: cellular response to tumor necrosis factor.
AAACUCUGACGGAAUUUCCGGUGAGUUAACGCCAUGGUGGAUUAACGACUCGAAAAGAAAGUAGAACGGUGAAAUUCAUGCAUCUUCAUAUAGAAACCAAUUGUCCGUUACUAAUAAUUGUUUUCGAAGGAAAUUUUUCUCUUCAGAUUACGAGCAAAACAUAACGGUCGACAUAAAAUGAAAGAACGAUAGGUACAGAUAUAUUGCCAAUAGGUAAAUAACUGUAAAAAGGAUGCUUUCAAAUUAAUAUUUACAAACUUGCAAAUUUUGAAAAUCACAAAGACGAACUUGUACACUUUUGAACGCUAUAUGGGAAGCCCUCUUUUACAAGAACUACUAUCUACUAUAGUUAUUUACUAUACUUAUCGGCGCCUGCGAGUACAUAUUGCAUACGCGAUUGUGUACUGUGUCCUCAAAGGCAGACUUGCCCAUUAGUAGUAAAGAUAGAUUAUGAAAAUAUAAACAGUUACAAGAAAGAUAUAUUUUUUUUAAAUAAGUAUUUUUAGGAUUUUCUCGAAACACGAUUCUGAUAUAUUGAUUCAGGAAAAAGUACGAUAAACGUUAGAUAUUUUCGUAAUCGGUAUCGAUGACAAGAGUUGAAAAAUCAGAUAGGAAGAUAGGGUUUAAAACGUACGUGACGAAAAAUUCAUGGAAUACCUAGGUCUGUAAACAUCUUUUACAUUUGAAUAAAUACGAUAAACGUUUACGGGGUUUCCGUCCAGCUUUCUUUUCUCUAAACUGGAUAUCGACAGAAUGCCAAGUUAAAUCGAGUACGCAACUUAUACGUGCAGCUGGCCCUGCCAGAGAACGAUGGGUUUUCCCACCCCUACUCUCUUCCCUUUAAACUAACUACCGCCAGAGGCGACACUGUUGCAUCGCGGCCAUCAUCUAUGUUACUUGUGGUUUCAUCCAAACUCCACAACUUCACGGAUCAGUUCGUUCUCAAACAGCGUGGUGGGUGGUGUUUCGACCGUUUCAACAAUACACGAUCACGAGCUAUAUCCGUGUUUUCUUCUGUUUUUAUCUAGUUAAAACACGAACGCAUUAUUUCUUUAUUAACCUCAACCGUGCUUCCACCUGUAUGUGACGGAUACGUAUCAUUAUUUGUUCAUCAAACGUGAAAUUAUUAUUGUGGAAUGUUGUAAACUUGUUCAGAUAUUUACGAGCGGAGUCAAAACGAGAAUGCGACGACAACGAGAAAGCGAAUACAAUAAAGAAGCCAGCUGUUCAGAAUUGACGAUCGAACGAUCGCUUGAAUAAAACAGAGCAGUGGCGUCGCUUGCGAACGAACGACUGAGAAACGAACGCAAUUCGUUUUUAGAGUACACCGAACGAAAAUUGUUAAAAACCGUUUCGAUCGCUUGACGCGACUACGCAGUCGUGUCGAAAAUUUUUGUAGAAAAACGUGGUGCACGUACGUACGUACGUACACAUAGUGUCGCUGUGUCGCGUGUACGCGAAAUCGCGAGUAGUUUUUCUAUCGAACAACGGGAUAAUCGAUCUCUGGUGCACGAUCGAAAAUGUGGCAUCCAUCGAAUCGAACACCGACGGAGAAAAAUGUUGCAGAGAACGAAGAAAAGUGCGAGAAGCAACGCGACUCGGGCAACGUUGAUUCUGGAUUUUUGUCCGGUGGGAACCUUCAAAUCAGUUCCGAGAUAUCCGAAGAGGAAUUGAUCGCCGCACCCCAGGCUCCAGAACCAAUGAAAGUAGACAGCGGUGUAGAUCUCGGGCUGAGCGAAAGCUUGAGCCAGCUUACACUGAAGCAAGUUACUUUGAAUCCUCUCGCGAUCGGCAACGUUCAAGCCGAACCUACCGAGGAGGAGCUGAUCCCUGUUAGCUCCGAAAAGCUUCAGCAUGCUACGAUAUUACAACCCGAAUCGCUUCGAUCUCACGGGAAACCGCCCAUUGAGGAACCUUGGCAGCUCUACUACACACAGGAUGAUGAUGGUGACACGCAGCUGCAUAUAGCCAUAGUGCAAGGUUUCGUAGAGGCUGCAUUCAGCUUGAUAAAAAUGGCACCCCAUCCGUGUCUAUUGAAUAUUUUGAACGACGAUGGUCAGUCUCCUCUGCACCUGGCUGUGUUGACCAGGCAACCAAGGAUCGUUAGGCGGCUAAUUUUAGCAGGUGCAAAUCCAGCAUUGAGGAAUUUCCGUGGCAAUACAGCCCUACACCUGGCUUGCGCGACCGGCGAUCUUGCCUCGGCGAAGUCCCUUACCGAUCCUUUGACGCCGGUCGAAAGAAAUUACCUGCUCUCAGGGAAGAAAAUACCUGCAUUGCCGCAGAAUCUCGAACAACGGAAUUAUGAUGGAGAGAUGUGUCUUCAUAUAGCAGCCUCCUCGGGCCACGUAGAGUUAGUGCGUCUUCUUCUGCGUCUUGGAGCAGAUCUCGAAGCUAGAGAAGCUUUGGCAGGAAAAACGGCUCUUCAUCUAGCCGUGGAACGCGGUUGUCGAUCGGUGGUCGCGUUCCUUCUUCAGGAAUGCAGGCCUUGUUUGGACACGCAGACGUAUGCUGGAAUCACUGCUUAUCAAAUAGCAUUGUGCUUCGACAGUCAGUUAGCAAGAGAGCUAGUCAGGUUAGGAGCAACACCGGAACCGCUACCAGAAUCGGAUUCCGACAGCAGCGACGAAGACGAGAGCUCAACGAUGAACUAUUUGCCAGCGAUCGCCAGACUCAGACAAAACACGGUCGGCGUUAAAGUAUAGAAAUUCAUCGAUUAACACCAUGGACUAUCGAUAACAUGAAUUGUUAGUCCUUGCGGCUUAAUCGAUCGAUGCGUAGUAUUAGUAGAGACAUUAACCUUCGGAUGGCGGAACGAGAGUUUUGCUGAUUCGAUACUUUUUAAGAGGCACGUUUUUUAUUCAAGUUUUAGUUCUGUAAUAUAGAGGGUGUCACAAAGUUGAAUAAUCAAAUUUCACUUGUGGACGCCGAUGGCUAGUCAGUUUUUCAAUUUGAAAAUUUCUAUAUUUGGAAACAUCGAAAUUUCUAAAUUUCAAAAUUUUCAAAUUGCUAAAUUGCCCAUAAAUGAGACGGACAACUUCCGUGAGUGAUAGAUCAUCUUCCUCUACGCUUUCCCUUAUUUAACAAUAAGGGAGAAAUCUGCGUCGUUAUUAAUUCGACCACCAUCAUUCGAGGGUUAACAGUUAAUUGACUGUUCGGGACAUUGCCGAAAAAACUAGAUAAUUCUGUGCCGCGGUAUGAGUUUCAAUAAAGGACGCAAAGUUCUAAUUGUAUCCACAACAGUACAAGUAUUACACACGUGUCGAACAUAUUAUUAUUCUUUUGGAGUUGUAACUGGCAAUCGAUAUCGAAGCAACCGACGAAGUGUAAACAUGAGAACAAAGAACGAAACUGAAAUGAUCAGUUAAGUUAGUGCCUCUGUGAGGAGCAGCUACUUACUCGAUAAUUAGAGAAAAAGAAAUGAAGGUAGAUACUGUAAUUAAAUAAGUAGUCGACUGCAUGAUGACGCUGAAUUUACGCUUAGGAGAGACCGAAAGAUCUCGUUUAUAUGUAUAUAAAAAGCAUCGAAAUUUUCUUCGAUUUGUGUCUUUAAAUGUAGUGGUAUUGCGACGCGCUUAAAUACGUCCUUAACCCUUCUGACCUGAUGCUUCGAUGGAAACUCGCUUACAAUAUUUUGUUGUGGUUUUCCUCCUAUAAUCAGAACAGUCAUUUAUUGUAUCUCGAUACUUGAGUUUCGUGUAACAAGCUUAAAAUCGUUUUAAAAACUUGAAUGAUGGUACAAAGUGCCGACGUCAGGUCCGAAGGGUUAAUACGAAAGGGUGCAUUAAAAUGAACAGAAAAAGGAGUGAAAAAGAAUAGUACGCGAUAAAAUGUAAUUUCAUUGUUCGUUUUAAGAUGUAUAUACAUAUAAAUAUAUAUAUAUUUAUAUAUAUAUAUAUUAGAUGAAUUAAGAGACCAAGAUAACACUUAAUAGAAUAUUUAUGUAGAAAUAGUUUACUCGAAUACUACUCACAGAGUACUUCGAUGUUAUGUCUGUCGCGAACGUUUACAUAUAAAAUUCCUUCUUCGCCCCUCGAACGCCCUUCUACACUUCUCCUUUUCGCCGUGUUGUACAUAGUCAUAUUUUAUUAGUAUCGCGAAAAUGUUGUUUUGUACGGCAUCAGUUAUAAUAGAAAAUGAUAUCAUUAACACGUUGUUACAUAACGUCUAUAAUUAUUUUUUUAGCAAUAAAAGGCUAUGGAGAAAUUGAUAAUGA